UCUUGAAGUUUGACAGCUGCCUACAGUAGCUAGCUACUUUGCUUGAUAGCUUUCUAUCUAUCCUCUUACUAUUUUUUGUUUGUUGAUGAAGUGGUUUUAAAUCGGUGCAAAAAUGAGUAUAUCAGUAACUCGAACAUUUAAUAAGCAAAAUGAAACCAACAAAGGUUUUACACAACAGCGGGUACACGACUAUCUAUAUGACCCCGUAUAUACUGUGUCCGGGGAAAUGGACCAUGCAAGGGCCAGCUUCAAGGCACAUGCAUCCGUGGACCGGGUGAGGAAGGUUCCAGAGUAUGGGUCCAUGUUCAGUCACCUACCUCACCACCCUCGUUACGCCUUGCGUCUGGACACCACUGACCCUGUGCCCACUUUUAUUGACCGCCGCUGGCGAGGGUACACAGAGCAGCGCAGAGAGGCAGUUCAGCAGCUGGCAAGGGUCAUUCCUGGUGCUCAGUUUCAGGUCAGAGGGCGCAAAGACAGCAGCGUUUCAGGCAUUGAUCGUUGGAAGUUUUUCAAGUGCCCCCUGAUCCCCUUUGCACAGCAGGUUCCCCCCGAUGUGGUCUUUGCAUUGCCCAAAGCUAACCCAUACUCUACAGUGGAGGGGGGUAGUGAGCAGCUGCCCACUCCAUUCCAGCGCACCAUGGGAGUGCAGACUGACUACAGGGACAGUGAGGCCCAGACGGACCCCUACACCCCCGAAUACGUGGUACGGCCCGGGACGGCCCCCCCAGAGCUGUUGACACUGGCCACACUGACAUGGGGUCGUGGUCUUCCGGCGGGACUGGCGGAGGUGGAGAUGAUUGAGCGAACCAGGGUGAAGCGGGCAUGGGAGGCCACCCUGCCCCCCAUGGACGACCUGAGUCAACUGGACAAGAGGAAGAGGAUGAUGGAUGAGAUGGAGAGGAAGGAGUGGGCCUUCAGGGAGGACGAGAUCCAGAAGCUGCAGGAGGCUCGCCUGGCCCUGCUGAUGGGUCUACUGAGGCAGAGGGAGGAGGUUCAGCAAGAGGCCACGGUGGACAGGCUGGACCUCAAGUACUCCCAGCACCAGAGAGACAAGGAGAGCAAGCUGAGCAAGAUACGCAAUGACUACAUCAUCUCAAUGAGGAAGCUGACGGCAAAAAGAAAGAAUGUGGAGGGAAAGCUAAAGCGCCGUGACAUCAUCAAGGACUACUCCAACUACUCAUCUCAGACGUACGCCCCUCUGUCCCGCAUCGGCCUGUUCCCUGACCGCCACUCCCAAUGCAACAUGGUCAAGAGCCGCUACCUUGAUACCUACAAAGGUCUGCUGGAGCUGGAGGCGGGACUUCCGGUCUCAGUGACAGAGCCAUGUAUCAAAGCCCCCGUACCCAAAGUCAGCAAGGGCUUCGUCAAACGCUCUGCACGCAGAGAGAUGGAGCUCAUGAAGACACACCAGGCUCUGAAGGAGGAGAAGACUCGUGUGGAGGAGAAGAAGACACUGCGCUUCCUCUUUAAGACAGAGAAAUCUGUUCCUCGACCACAGACCCCAGUGGUGGACGAGCCCCCUGAGGGGGACGAGGAGAGAGAGUUGGCUGUCAUCUACUUGCAGAAGCUGCUGAGGGGAAGAAGCAUUCAGAACCAGAUGUUUGAGGGGAAGGAGAAGCGUCAAGAGCUGAUCCAGGAGCUGAGAACCACUCAUGCCCUGCAGAGAGAGGAGCAGGAGCUCCAGAGAGCAGACACACAGCUCACACUGGCUCUGCAGAGACAGAGAGAGCAACACACACACAAGGCAUCCUUAGUGGAGGGUUACCAUGCAGGUGUGGCAGGGGCGGAGCUUGUGGACAUGCUGGACUUCCUAUCGAAGGAGCUGAUUCGCCUACAGGAGGAACGCAGGAUCCAUGCCUUCACCUUAUUGGCCGAGAGAGACAGGCGCCUCCGAGAGGCCGAGGAGAGUGGGCGGAGACAGAUGGAAGAGAGGAGACGUAGAGAGGAGGAUGAGAUCUUCAAACAGGUGAUGAGGGUUCAUCAGGAGACAGUAGAUCUGUACCUGGAGGACAUCAUCCUGGGGACUCUGGACCAGACAGCAGACCAACAGGCCAGACAGGAGAUACGCAGAGUGGCAGAGGAGGUCAACAACAUCGCCUACGCCAUGGAGGAGACGUACGACACACACACACACACACACACACCAGGGUUUCCGUUAGCCGGUAAUAGCUGGCUUUUUGCCUAUAAAAACAUAGAAAAGCUGAUAACUAAAAUUGUCCCUAGCCAAUUGUCCAGAAGAAUAAUAAAAAAUACCAUUCGCUUCGGAGCACUGCGGUCAGAGGAGAUCGUAGCAGAGCUGGUGUACAGCUUCCUGAUCCCUGAGGUGCAGAAGAUCAACGUCAGAGACAGAGUGCGUCAGAGCCAGCGCAGGCACCUCCAGGCGGCUCACCAGAUCAUCCACGGGGCUGAAGAGAGCACCGUGGCCCCUCCUCCUGGCUCCCCUGGGGCCCAGCGCCCCCCCUCGCCCUCGGACAGGGCCUCCAGCCAGCUCCUGGAGGAGAUGCUAAUCCAUGUGGAGCAGGAGCUGGAGGGAGCAGGCAGGGGAGAGGAGGAACGCAGGGAGGUGGGAGAGGCACAGCAGAAAAGAACCAGCUGAGAAUAGAUUCAUUUCUCAACAGUAGAGAAAACACUUAGUGUUUCUUCAAGCAAUGCAUCUCCAAAGAGUUCAGUGUCAUGCUUUUGCUAAAAUAAAACUGUAUUUCAUUA
Salvelinus sp. IW2-2015 is the source of this 2709-nucleotide messenger RNA. The record is from RefSeq and is a predicted model, not a curated record. NCBI's taxonomy places the organism in Eukaryota, Metazoa, Chordata, Actinopteri, Salmoniformes, Salmonidae.